UUUGACACUUCACUUUAGGAUGGGGAUUUGCGCUUCUAUUAAGAUCUAUAUCUUCUUUGCUAGCAGUGCGGGGCUGCAUCGCUCCACCUACACUUUUUGUUUACAAGUAAAUUAGAGCAACAACAAAUAACACAACAAAUCUGUCUUAGAAGUCAACUGUCCAACAAAAGCCUCACGAUGGGCGACCUGUUCGACAUCGCAAACCUAAUAACAACAGUUGGAGUCGACGCGGUGAAAAUUAAACCGGAGCCGGGACUCCCAGAGAAGUCGUCCAACGAGAUCCUGACUGAACUCUUCAGCACGUUUGAUCUACCGGACGGCGAUGACGACAACGAGGACAACAAUUCCGAAAGCAGUAACACCGACGAGGAGAAGAAGGAUAAGACCGAAGAAAAAAACGCUGAUAAAAAGAAAACAGAGGGUGCGAAUGAAGAGACUAAUGCUGCAGAGUUGAAGGUUAAGAAAGAAAAAGUGGUCGGAGAGGAUGGAGUUGGCAAAAGGAAAAAGGCGAAAAAGAAGCAUAAGCAUAAAAGUGAGGGCAAGGAUAAAGAGAAGAAACACAAACAUAAGAAGAAGUCAAAAAACAACUCUUCGGAAAGUGCUAGCGAUGCUGAAAAUGGAGGCUCAAAGAAAAAGAAGAAGAAAAAGAAAUCAAAACGUAAACGUGAUUCUGAUGACAACAAAACUGAUAACGGAGAACCAAGCUCUAAAGUUAGGAAGUUAGAGAAAUCCAGUAAAGAUAAAUCCAAAGACAGCGGUGAGGCAAAAGAUGAUGUAGAAACAGUGAAGAUAAAAAAAGAGAAAGUAGACCCCAACAACGAAACUAAACUGCCAGAGUUAAAAGAAAUCAGUCCAGCCCUACCACCUAUAUCAUCUAUAUCUAAAAUACUAAAUGAUGAUGCUGAAGCUGUUGAAGUACCAAAAUUACUUGAAAAAUCAAAGAACUCUAUAAGCUGCAAGAUUCUCAUAAAAGAUCUUAAAAAUAGCGAGGUUUAUAACAAUGCAGUCAAAGAGGUAGAGAAUAAGCAGAAAGAAAAGGCAGAGCGUAUGGAAGAUGGUGAGAUAACAGAUAGUGACGAUGACAACAACAAUAAUGCUAACGAAAACAACAACCGAACACCAACAUUAAGUCCAACUCCACCACCUGACAUAGGUGGCCUGCGCUCUGAUCGAAGCAGGUAUUCUGAAAGUCCAUCCUCAAGCCGUAUCACAAAAAAGACGGAUCUUAGAUUGAUGCUUAAACAAAAAGAAAAGAAAAAGAAACAGCGAUUGGAAGGCGGCAGGUCGAGGUCGAAAAGCAGUCGGAAGGAUGUAAAGAGUAGCAGGAGCAAAGAUAGGCAUGGUGAUAGGAGCCGCAGUUGUCAUUCAAGAGAUAGAAGAACUAGAAGUCGAAGCGGCGAUCGAAACAGGCACAUUAGAGGUAGGAGCCGAGAUCGACGGGACAGUAGACGAAGUAGUGAAAGGCACGGUCGGGAUGCAGAUAGAUACAAGAGUCGCAGUGAAGACAGGAAUAAAAAUAAGUGGCGCGGACGAAGUAGAAGUAAAGAAAGAAAAGAACGCAUAGAAAUAGAUAAAAAGAAACUUUUAGAAAUUGCUAGGCGCAAUGCGAUCAAUAUGAUCAUGAAAGGCAAAUUACCAUUAGCGCAACAAGAUAAAGCUAUUGCCGCUAUUCAAGCUGGAGGAAAGACUAUUGAUGAACUUACAGAUUUUUGUAAAUCUAUAUCAAAAUCUGAAGCCAUGGGUGAACUGUCAAGCAUAUCCUCUGAUGAUGAGAGUGGAUCAGAAAAAGGCUUCCAUCAUCCUUUCCUUAUUAAAGAGCGACCUAGCUCAAUAAUUAUGAAUAUUCGAGAUGCUAAGCAGUUACCCACAAAAACGUUACUAGAAAAAACCGCAGAAGCUACGAAUCAAUUGCGCCUGCAGUUUCCAGUUUCCAGUGGUCAACAACACAGAAAAAAUGAAAACGAAUGGAUCCCAGUCACGCCAGCAAAACCAAGCAAACAUCCGAAAUCCGGAGCUAAAAAGUUAUUUAUUCCUGCUAAAGAGAUAAUUCACACUGCACCUUUACCCUUAGUAGUUCCACCACUUGCUGUGCAACAAGCUCAAGCUCAAGUUCAGCCUAUCCAUCCUGUUGGCUCUGUGGCGCCUUAUCAAGCUAUUCCGCCGGUUCAAGCAGUUAUGCCAUAUCAACCUAACAGUCAAGAUCCUCAAAGUGUACCUAUAGCAUCAGUGGAGCCUAUGCAGCAACAGCUGCCUCGGGAAUCAAUCUUUCCAGCACUCCCUGCUGAAUCAGUUGAUAUUAGUACUAUAGUAUCUCAACGAUUAGCUGCUAUGAGAAAGCUAUCAGAAAAUCCUAAUGAUGUGCAAGCUCUAAAUCAAAUGUACAAGGCGCAGACCGGUAUGAAAUCGUGGAUAGAAAGUAAGCAAAUUCCGGGUCAGUUUACUGGUAGCACUGGAGCAAAAGUGCUCACGCCAGCUGAACUUAAUUCAGGCCACCAAGCGUGGGCGCGCAAGGAUCAACUUUUGACGGCUCAGCCAGUGUCAGGGGGUAUGGGAAUGGCAUUACUGCAAAAAAUGGGUUGGAGACCUGGGGAGGGUUUAGGAAAGAACAAAGAGGGUACUCUGGUGCCAUUACAACUAGAAGUCAAGUUAGACAAAAGGGGCUUGGUGUCCAAUGAAGAUGUUGGAGCUGCCAAACUUGGAAAAAUACCAAAGUCUGCUGUUCCUGCUGUCAAAACCUUAGAAGGCAAACAUCCAGUUUCUCUUUUGGGAGAAUAUUGUUCUAAACGUAAAUUUGGAGCACCAGUAUAUGAGUUAUGUUUUGAAUGUGGUCCAGAUCACAAAAAGAACUUCCUGUUCAAAGUGAAAGUGAAUGGGGUCGAGUACAAACCAGCAGUUGCUAGUCCAAACAAAAAAUUAGCCAAAGCAGAGGCCGCACAAGUGUGUUUGCAAUCGAUAGGACUUUUGCAAUAAUGUGGUUUAAUAUAGUAAACAACAAAAAUCAGUCUUUAUAGAGUAUAUGGCUUGAAGCCAAUAACUUUUUAAGAAAGAAAAAAAUCAACUUUUCUUUGAAUACAAUUCAAUCUGUUGAGAAGUAACAACAAACAUGCUAAAUUUAAACUGUUCUGAUGAACGAUUGUAUAGUUAUUGCUGCAAUUAUGUACAUAAUGUAAAUAAGUAAUUAAGUAAGUUGAUGCAUCUAUAUGUAAUUAAUAUUACAUUUACAUGGUUUUUUAAAAAACAAAAUACAUAAUAUACUUUCUUAAAAA
Messenger RNA from Nasonia vitripennis (jewel wasp), 3266 nucleotides. RefSeq names its product protein SON. The record is from RefSeq and is a predicted model, not a curated record. The transcript is spliced from 14 exons. Gene Ontology annotation, biological process: regulation of cell cycle; regulation of mRNA splicing, via spliceosome. NCBI's taxonomy places the organism in Eukaryota, Metazoa, Arthropoda, Insecta, Hymenoptera, Pteromalidae. The coding region runs from base 178 to 2970 and encodes 930 amino acids. Gene Ontology annotation, molecular function: RNA binding.